Molecule: messenger RNA, 2235 nt
Organism: Bathycoccus prasinos
Lineage: Eukaryota; Viridiplantae; Chlorophyta; Mamiellophyceae; Mamiellales; Bathycoccaceae
Exons: 2
Coding region: 1-2235 (744 amino acids)
Biological process (GO): ganglioside catabolic process; oligosaccharide catabolic process
Cellular component (GO): intracellular membrane-bounded organelle; cytoplasm; membrane
Molecular function (GO): exo-alpha-sialidase activity
Source: RefSeq, a predicted model, not a curated record
AUGACCACGAGGAAAAGCUACUGGAUGAGCGAACGAGGCACAUUAACCGCGAACGAACUGAAGAGAAAGAGUUUAUGUCACGCGAAAGGCGGUCCCGGAGGAAGCGUUUCGUCGUGUUGGCAGAGGAAGCUGUCGGAUGUCGAAAGGAUUAGAAACGUAGGAUCUCCGAGUUUAGCUCGAUUGACGAACGAAACGGUUCUGGCGGUGUUUCGAGCGAGCGAAGACGCGGUAGGAGAGGAAGGGCAACAUCUGAGAGUGACGACGAGCAGAGCCGGGGAAGGGAAAGGGUGGAAGGUUUCGACGCCGUUCGAGGAGGUUGGGAAGUUUCAUGAUAACGAUUGGAAAAGAGGGAGUGGGAUGCCGAUGUGGGAUCCGAUCGUGUUCGCGGAGAGAGACGGAAAGGGGAGGGCGUUUGUGUUUUACGCGGUGUCGGAUUCGCAGAGGAGAGGGGAGUGUCGUCAAGAAAAGAGCGUGCCGUUGUUAGGUUUUGGGAGUAAACCAAUCAAACCGUGGGUGAGAGGUGGUGAUAUCUACGUCGUGGCGAGUACCGAUGCGACUUUAAAGGAAUGGAUGACACCUCGACGAGUGUUAAAGAGUGCAGAUUUCAACGGCGCGCCAAUCACGUUGAACGGACCGGCAGUGGAGAUGGACGAGGCGAACUCAGAGACUGGGAAUAGGGAUUGGGUCGUGCCGGUGUGCGUAAAUGGAAUGAAACAAGUGAAUGUCGGAACUGUUUUGGCGCAAUACGGGAGGGGGGUACACCGCGAAGGCGGCACCGGCGAAGGCGGGUUUAAUCCCAAGUGCGGCGCCGAGGCGGUGAGAAAGUGCGGGGUAAUCGUGAGUUCGGAUUUGGGAAAGACGUGGGACACGUCGAGAUUACACGAAUCCUUGGGUUUCGAUCGAAAGAAUGGCAUUUUAUUGGCGGAUAUGACGGUGGCGGAAAUCGGGGAGGGCGGUUUGUACGCCGUGUUUCGACCGAAAGUGGUGGUUGGAGGCGAGGACGACGGGCUCGUCGUUCGAAGAACGGCAAAAAGCAUGCGAUUGUACACUGCCAUUUCCACGGAUGUAGGAAAAACGUGGACGACACCACGCGAGAUGUCCUCCGAGAUGCGAACGUUCGACGCCGCAGCGAGACUUUUUCGAUUACAACCCAAAGGCCCGUUGGUGUUGGCGUACAACGACCGAUCAAACUUCGAUACUCUCGAAGGAGAAGACGGUGUGAGUGAUGAGGAAAACGACGACGACGACGACGAGAGUAUCGGUAGUAGCAGUGGUAGCAGAAGUAGUGAGACUAGUAAGAGUAGCCGUAGCGGUAGUAGUAGCAAUAGCGCGAGUUUCUCCGACGCGGCCACCAACUUAGGCGCGUUGCGCCUGACCCUCGCCACCUCCCACGACCACGGUCGCACCUGGCGCAAAGUCGUCACCGUCCGCGAUGGUGCCACCACCACCAGCGGUAACACCAACACCGACGAAAGUAGCGCUUUUCAUCGCCAACAACAGCAAAGAAAAACGCUCGGCCUUCGCGUCUCGCAACCGUGGCUUUUACAGCACGGCUGCAAAGCCUUCGUCGCGUUUUCUCGAGACUAUCACGCGUUGGAAUAUUCCUCGAGGUUCGCGCGAGCGCAACCGGAAAACGACCGCGAGUUGGGUUUACGAGAAUAUCCCCGCUCUCAUCAAACACACAUCACACAGGCGAAGUCUACGAUUCUUACGGUCCUGAAAAUCAUCCCUCUCGCGUUAUACUUACGCGCGGCGUCGUGUAAACUCGCUCUUCCCAUCCUCGGGUGCGACGGCCCUUUAUGCCCGGUGGCGAUUGGAAAAUCUGGCGAUUGCACACCAACUGCCAACACGGCGGAAUGUUACGCGUGGUGCGAACACGCGUGGACGCCGUGGGCGAACAACUUACUGUCCACGUUUAAGAUUCCUUAUAAAGUAAGAUGUAACAAAUCGAACGGGUAUGAACUUGCGAAAAUUAUCGCCGCGGUGGAGAUUAUCGGGUACUUGAUGUUGUGGAUGCCAGGGAAGGCGAAGAAAGGCGCUUUUAUUUUAACCGCGACGAUGGCGUUUGCCAUUCACUUUCAUGUGACGUUUUUGAAGGAUUCCGUGGAUAAGCUCGGGUUGCAGUUCGCUUUGAUCUUGGCAAGUUUGGCUGUGUACGUGAUGGAAACGGAUGGCAAAAAGAGUGGAUCGAAACCGAGGCCGCCGAAGAGAGGCGGAUCGAAAAAGCGAAACUAA